CAGCAGGGAAUCCAGGGAAGGCUCACGAGGUGCUGCUGCUGCGGCAGGCGCUUCGGCCAAGCGAUACCGUGAGCGCUGCGCAGGGCAGCCAUGGUGCGGAGUGGGAAAAACGGCGGGCUGCACCUGAGGCAGAUCGCGCACUACCGGCGCACCGGGGAGUACCACCCCUCCACGCUCGCCAGCGAAAGAAGCGGCAUCAGAAGAGCGGCCAAAAAAUUUGUUUUCAAAGAAAACAAAUUGUUCUAUGUUGGAAAAGACAGAAAACAAAUGCGCUUGGUGAUUGUUUCGGAGGAGGAGAAGAAAAGGGUGCUAGAGAAAUGCCAUGAAAAUGCAGCAGGCACUCACCACGGCAUAUCAAGGACACUGACUUUAGUGGAGUCUAAUUACUACUGGACCUCCGUAACAAAUGAUGUCAAACAGUGGGUGUAUGCUUGCCAGCAUUGCCAGGGGGCAAAGACUUCAACGAGCACAGCACCCACACUGCACCCUAUCAAAGCAGAGGACCCCUGGGCGGCAGUUGCUGUAGACCUCAUGGGACCUUUCAGCGCAACCAGCAGAAGCCACAUGAACAUCCUUAUUCUGACAGAUCUGUUCACCAAGUGGACAGUUCUCCUGCCGCUGUGCCAUACUUCGGCAGCUGAAAUUGCUAAGGCAAUUGUAAGUGUGUUUUUCUUAUACGGACCUCCUCAGAAAAUGCCCAUGGAUCAAGGGAAGGAGCUUGUCCAUCAGAUAAACCAAGAACUGUUUGCGCUCUUCGGAAUGAAACAGAUAGUACUGGGUUACCCUCAGCCAGAUGCCCUAAAUGAAAGAACAAGCAGGAUGAUCAAAGCUUUCCUUAACAGCUACUGCACGCAGCAUCCAGAUGAUUGGGAUGAGCAUUUACCUGCUAUUGCCUAUGCUUUCAAUUUGAUUAAUAUGGAGCCAGAUGAAAGCACCCCAUAUUUCCAAAUGUUUCACCGUAACCCACACGUGGCUGAGUCAACAAAUGUGUGUGGGGAAAGAGAAGACAGCAUCUUUGCCAGAAUAUUUGAAGCAACGAAGAAGGCCAGGCAAGCUCUGGAGGAAGAGAAAACCACCGGCUGUCAGGUAGCUAAAGUCACAUCAGAUGAACAGAGAACCCAAAACAAGCUUACUGGCCAAAGAAAGCCAAAACAGAUAAAUCCCCUUCGCCUUCAGGUUGGGCACGAAGUGCUGAGGCAAAGGAAGAACUGGUGGAAGGAUGGCCGCUUCCAGUCAGAAUGGGUCGGGCCUUGUAUCAUCGACUACAUCACCGACAGCGGCUGCGCCGUGUUAAGAGAUGCCACGGGAUCCAGGCUGAAAAGACCCAUCAAAAUGUCUCACCUUAAGCCAUACAUAAGAGCGUCCAGCGAAAAAGACGACCAUUACUGCCCACACGGAGCGGCAGUCGUCGACCACGACUACCUUGGCUCGUGUGAGAGCCCACGUGAUCCACGGCAGCAAGACCCCGCGGAGCGCGGGGGAACAAAGGCCUGUGCGGCAGCUGUGGGGUCUGCUCUGCCAGUCCCCGCUGCGGCUGGCAGAGACCGGGCAGCAGCGGGAGGCAAAGGGCAGCCUGGGCUGAGGGAGGCGCGUGCCGCUGAACCCAGCCCCGCCAGGCCGCAGCAGCGGCCUUCACCCUGCUGGGCUCUUCAGACCAAGACAGAGGCUACCUAAGCAAAGAAUCGCACACCAUCUUUUACUGGCAUGUUUUCAACUUCUGGGGCACCACCGGAACAGUUUUAAUAGCCCCAAGUUCCUUGGACAAAGGCACUUCUCUUGGCACUACUCUAUGUACUUAAACACUGCACAUCUGCAGCCUUCUUAAGUGGCACGGGCAUUAAGAAGCGACCCAUGUGUCACCAGCCAUAGUGGCACAACCUCGAAGCAGCACAUCACCUUCAUGCAGUUAAUUAGACACUCUGGUGGUAGAUAUGGAUGUACACAGCAAGGUGGCCCUGCCUCCCUGUGCAUCGUCUCAGGGCACAUCACACCAUUUCAUUCCAGUGACCUUUUCAUCAGUCCUCAGCUGACUCAUUCUUAACAUGCACAGAUAUUGUGGGAUGAAUUUAACCUAAGCAAUUUAAUAUAAAUUUUGCCUCCAGUGCUGAAAGAGUCAAGAAGCUUAUGUCCUCCCUUCUUUUGUUAUAAAGUCCUUUCCCAUUCUUUUUGGGAAGCUGCAAACUCUGACCUUUACAGCUUUUAUUCUUGAGUUUAGCCCACAGCCCUAAGAUCUCACAGAACAGUAAAGCUGCCAGAAUCAAGUACAGACAGGGCCGUACACAUGAAGCAACGGGGCCUGCAGCUGCUCCCUGCUCAUCAAAACUUUAGUAGGGAAAGCAAUUUUAGUCUCCCAGGCAAGUCAGAAUCUGAAGGGUGCUCAGCAUUUGCUUGUGCUCUCUUCACAACUCUCUGAUUUCCCCUGCUUACUUCCCUCUUUCUUCUCAGACUUAGAACAGGUUUGGAGGAGAAUUCCUUUUCUUCCAUGGCCUGUGCUCUAGGAAACACGAAGGACCCAUGUUGUUUAUUCUCUGAAUUCCUUGACCCACCUGCGAUUGGCCUGCACCUCCUGCUGAGAGGACAGCAUCAGAGCACUGGCAAAAUCUAUCUACUGUUACACUCAGUUGGACAGUAAUUGAUGAGUGCAGGAGGGUUCAGUUAGUCUUAGGCAGAAGGACUUAAGUCUUCAAGGCUGUUUGGAUACGAAACUUAUUCAGAAAUUCCUACAUGUCUUAUGGUUUGACCUGUAUCACAGGUCAUGGCUAUGUAAGAACUCAGUAUCAUCAUGCUGUUCUCAAAUCACAUCCUAAAAUGCUUUCUAAAUAUAAAGUACUUCAUGUAGUCCUACAUACACCUUUUUUUCCUCCACUGAGACACUUUCACUAAGAACAGGCCUAACAAGGACAACUGGAUGUUCUCUCCUAACAGCCUCUUCCUGUACGUCAAC
This is a messenger RNA of Nothoprocta perdicaria, 2944 nucleotides long. RefSeq names its product gypsy retrotransposon integrase 1 (gene GIN1). Gene Ontology annotation, biological process: DNA integration. Bases 91 to 1674 code for a protein of 527 amino acids. Gene Ontology annotation, molecular function: nucleic acid binding. The record is from RefSeq and is a predicted model, not a curated record. The transcript is spliced from 7 exons. NCBI's taxonomy places the organism in Eukaryota, Metazoa, Chordata, Aves, Tinamiformes, Tinamidae.